AUCAAAUACUCUCAUUUUCAAUAUAUCACUUUUUAUUUGUUUAGUAUAUGAGAUUAAUUAGAUAUUAAUUAUCUCUAAACAAGUUUUUUUACCCCUUAAUUUUUUUUUAGUACCCUCAUGGAUCCUUUUUUAGAAGGCAAGACUAUUUUCAUUACUGGUGCCACUGGAUUUCUUGCAAAGAUUCUGGUAGAGAAGAUACUUCGUAUUCAACCAAAUGUGAGAAAAUUAUUCCUUCUAAUAAGAGCUUCAGACACAAAAUCCGUCAGAAAACGUUUUAAUGAUGAGGUUAUGCAGACUGAAUUAUUUAGUGUUCUAAGAGAAAAAAUAGGUGCAAAUAACCUAAUUUCUCUCAUAGAAGAGAAAGUAUUUCCAGUUGCUGGUGACAUUUCAUUUGAGGAUUUUGGAAUUGAUAAUUCAGAUAUGAAAAAUAAAAUGUUCAAAGAAAUUGAUAUAAUCAUAAACUCAGCAGCAACUACUAGAUUUGAUGAGAGAUAUGAUAUUGCAAUGGAUAUCAAUGUACUAGGUGCUCUUAAUGUCCUCAAAUUUGCUAAAAGAUGUGAAAAUGUGAAGAUUAUUGUUCAUGUAUCCACUGCUUAUGUGUGUGGAGAAGGUGAAGGAGUAAUACCAGAGAAAUCAUUCACUUUAGGUGAAACACUCAAUAAAAACUCAAAAUUAAACAUUGAUGUGGAAAGGGAAGUGAUAGAUGAAAAACUCAAGGAGCUUGAAGCUCAAAGCUUGACAACAAAGGAAGUCACAAUUGCCAUGAGAGAUCUAGGCAUUCAAAGGGCAAAUUUGCAUGGGUGGCCAAAUACAUAUUCCUUCACAAAGGCAAUGGGAGAGAUGCUUUUAGGACACUAUAAGGAAGAAUUAAAACUUGUUAUAAUACGUCCAACGAUUAUUACUAGUACUUAUAAAGAGCCAUUUCCAGGAUGGAUCGAAGGUGUAAAAACAGUGGAUUCCUUUAUUUUGGCAUAUGGUAAAGGAGUAAUGAAUUUCUGCUUUGGUGACCCAAACACAAAACUUGAUAUGAUUCCAGGUGAUAUGGUUGUGAACUCGAUACUUGCAUCAAUUAUAGCACAUGUUGAAAAUGAUAAAUAUUAUUCUUCUAAAGAAUUAAUAUAUCAUAUAAGUUCUUCGAAAAUAAAUCCCCUAAAAACUUCAAAUAUUCUAUUAUUCUUAUAUAAUUAUUUCACAAAAAAUCCAUGGAUGAACAAAGAUGGAAAUAUCAUCAAAGUGGAGAAGCCUACAUUAUUUAGUAGCAUGGAUAGCUUUCGAAAAUACAUCUCAACCUAUUAUUGGCCAUUAUUAAAGAUAGUAGAGUUGGCAAAUUUAUUAUUAUGGCAUCGUUUUGACAAAAUUCACAAGGAUUUGAAAAGGAAGAUUGAUAUGGCUAUACGUUUAUCUGAACUCUACAAACCUUACUUGCUAUUCCAUGGAAGCUUUGAUGAUGCUAAUACAAAGAGAUUGAGAAUGACAAUGAAAGAACACAAGAUGGAUGAUGUGCUCAAUUUUGAUCCAAGUUGCAUUAAUUGGGAAGAUUAUUUCAUGAAAACUCACCUUCCUGGUGCUGUUAAUCACAUUUUUUAGGGAUUAAUUAUACAUUCUACAUUAAUUAAUUCUUCUUCAGCAUAUUAUAUAAGAAUGAUGUAUUUAUUGUUUGCAAUAAAAAAUGUUCUAAAAAA
Molecule: messenger RNA, 1682 nt
Organism: Solanum pennellii
Lineage: Eukaryota; Viridiplantae; Streptophyta; Magnoliopsida; Solanales; Solanaceae
Product: fatty acyl-CoA reductase 1-like
Exons: 10
Coding region: 118-1587 (489 amino acids)
Biological process (GO): long-chain fatty-acyl-CoA metabolic process; suberin biosynthetic process
Cellular component (GO): intracellular membrane-bounded organelle
Molecular function (GO): alcohol-forming very long-chain fatty acyl-CoA reductase (NADP+) activity
Source: RefSeq, a predicted model, not a curated record